CGACUCUCGGUCGCCGCUGAUUGGAAAGUACACGAUCAUGGCGCCGGCUAUUGUCGACGACAUCAUGGUCAAGCUCGAGAAUCCGACGGUGAAGUGGAUCACCGUCGCCGCCUGCGUUGGCGGUGGCGGGUAUCUCGCCGUCAAGAUGUCUUUGUUCAGGAAGAACCCCUUCCAGGUCUUCUCCGGGAAGACCGGCGCUAUGGCGAAGAACCUCGUCGACAGUGGCAUCAGCUCGUACAACGAGUUCUUCAACCAAGAAGACGGCAAGGGCGUCGGCGAUAAGAAGCUCAGCACCCCCGAGUUCGUGAACAAGUUCUACUCGCUCAUCACCGAUUUCUACGAGUACGGCUGGGGCGAGAGCUUCCACUUCGCCGCGCGCGAGGUCGGCGAGUCCUUCGAGAAAUCCAUCAUCCGCCAGGAAACCGCGAUCGCGGAGACCGUCGGCCUCAAGGCUGGCAUGAAGUGCAUCGAUCUCGGCUGCGGCGUCGGCGGUCCGUUGAGGAACAUCGUCAAAGCCACGGGCGCGCACGUGACCGGGAUCACGAUCAACGAGUACCAGAUCGAGCGCAACAAGCUGCUGAACAAGGCCGCGGGGAUCGAGGACCUCUCCGACGUCGUCUGCGGCGAUUUCAUGGACCUCCACAAGGUCUUCAAGCCGAACACGUUCGACGCGGCGUACUCUAUCGAGGCGAUGUGCCACGCCCCGGACACGGCGGCGAUCUACAAGCAGGUCUUCAAGGUGCUGAAGCCCGGCGCGCUCUUCUCGUCGUACGAAUGGCUUCGCACGAACAAGUACGACCCGAACAACAAACUUCACGUGGAUGUCGUGGACGGCAUCGCCAAGGGCAACGCGCUCCCCGACGUUCGCACGAUCGAAGACUGCAUCGCCGCGGCGAAGAGCGCCGGGUUCGAAGUGCAGUACACGUUCGACCGCGCCACCACGGGCGGCGUCCCGUGGCAGGCGGCGAUGAAGUCCGCUCGCCGCGCCGCGUACCUCACGCACAUCCUCACCGGCGUGCUCGAGUUCUUGCGCUUCGCGCCGAAGGGGACCCAGGCGGUGCACACGAUGCUCCUCAAGGCUGCCGUCAACCUUGAGAAGGGCGGCGACCUCGGCAUCUUCUCGCCGAUGUACCUCAUCGUGAUGAAGAAGCCCGUGGCUUAGGCAAUUGGUAUGACGCACGCAUAGCCGCGAGACAUCUGCUCGAUUUUGACGCGAACGCUUAUUACCUGUAGUCGCUGAUUUGUAAAGACGCCUCGCGCAUUUAAUUGGGAAAC
Molecule: messenger RNA, 1275 nt
Organism: Micromonas pusilla CCMP1545
Lineage: Eukaryota; Viridiplantae; Chlorophyta; Mamiellophyceae; Mamiellales; Mamiellaceae
Product: cyclopropane-fatty-acyl-phospholipid synthase
Exons: 1
Coding region: 38-1162 (374 amino acids)
Biological process (GO): steroid biosynthetic process
Molecular function (GO): S-adenosylmethionine-dependent methyltransferase activity
Source: RefSeq, a predicted model, not a curated record